This is a messenger RNA of Diuraphis noxia (Russian wheat aphid), 2611 nucleotides long. RefSeq names its product lipase 3-like. Lineage: Eukaryota; Metazoa; Arthropoda; Insecta; Hemiptera; Aphididae. The record is from RefSeq and is a predicted model, not a curated record. Gene Ontology annotation, biological process: lipid metabolic process.
AUAGUAUUGUAGAUGCGUGCUGCGGGAUCCGCGGUUUUAGUUCGUGCGCCGGAUCCACGCCGCAGUCCGCCGAGCGACGUCGACUGGGUACUUCGGGUGAUGCGAGCUGACGAUCCGACGUGUUGCUGCAGGGGCACAAAAUGGCGUUUCGAUCGCCGAUAAGUUUCGGCAACCGCCAGCGACAGGGCCAGCACCAGCACCACAUCGGCCAGCGCAAGACUUUACCGUAACGAUAUUAUCGAYUAUCAUAAUAAUAUAACGUUCACGUCUCGCCUCUCGUAUAUUUUAUAAUUUAUUAUAAUCUGAUUACAAUAAAAUUAAUCGACGUCGAUCGCUCUCGUGAUACUUUUUACAGCCAUUUAUAAAUAUAUUACUACUAUAUAAAACGCGCAAUAGGCCGAAUCUCGAUCUGAAUAUUUCACCGUCAACCCGCGUAUAUUAUAUUAAUAUAUCGUACGGUGUUUACGUCUACGACGCACGUGUUCCCGCGAUGCAUUAUUACAUGCUAGCCGCGUUGCUCAACGCGGCCCUAGCGGCCGGUCAACGGCACGCGGUGUUUGCCGGCCACAGACUAAAACAGUGGCGACAGACCGGCGACCGGCCAACCUACCUGCACGACAUGUUGGCCGGCAGCGGCGUGUUGCCCCGCAGGGUGUGGACGGGACAAGCCGACGRCCAACAGCACACGACCACGCGCAGGCGACGCCGCUUCCCGACGUCCAACGCGACCCCGGUGAUUGGCCACUGGAGGGCCCUGCACGACAAGCUGGUCGUGCAGGCCAUGUGGCCAGGCACGGCCAAGUACGCCAACGAAAACUACUUACCGGCAACUACGGACGACUACAUCAGACAGGAAGGAUAUCCGGCAGAGAGGCACACGGUGAUCACGGCAGACGGUUACAACCUGACGCUGCACAGGAUACCGUACAGCAGAAACGAUGACCUGACGGCCCUCACCAGAAAACCGGCGGUGCUGGUCCAACACGGAAUACUGUGCAGUUCGACGGACUGGGUGAUYGCAGGACCCAACAGCAGUCUAGCGUUCAUACUGUCUGAUGCGGGAUACGACGUGUGGCUUGCAAAUUCCCGGGGAAACACGUAUUCUAGAAACCACGUGACCCUAGACCCGRCGAGAGAACCGGAAAAGUUUUGGGAUUUCAGCUGGCACGAGAUGGGCACAAUUGACCUGCCCAACACGAUCGAUUACAUCUUGGACAAGACGGGCGAACCAGACUUGAACUACGUUGGACACUCGAUGGGCACGGCCAUAUUUUACGUGCUGUGUUCGGAGAGACCAGAUUAUCAGGACAAGGUCCGGUCGAUGUCAGCAAUGGCUCCGAUCGCCUAUCUGAACCACGUCAARAGCCCGAUAAUGACCUUCUUGUCGUCCGUGGCGGACCCGUUGGCGAGCAUUCUGCCGAUAAUUUUGGCACACACUCCAGCAGGGGCAUCCGCACGUCAACUCACUCAUUUUGCUCAGCUCAUGAAACGCGAUCAAUGGUUUGGACAAUACAACUACAACAAACAGAAAAAUUUGGAAAAAUACGGACAACCGGAUCCGCCGGCGUACGACCUGACAGGCAUCACAGUGCCAGUUGCUUUAUAUCACGCGCAAAACGAUUGGCUGUCGUCGAUGGAGGACGUCAAGGUCUUAGCGGGCAAGCUCCCGAACGUGGCAGAGAGAAAGGUCGUGCCGUUCCCGGAGUUCAAUCACUUGGACUUCCUGUGGGCGGAUGACGUGAAAAACAUCGUUUAUGAUGAUGUGAUCAAAUUCAUGAAAAGGCACGACCGGAAGUACGCGGACGUAGGGUUACAGCCGUCUGCGGAAGUGGACGCGAACGUCGUGCACGCGGAUUACAUCGUAUCCGACGUGGCGUAGCGGUGAAAAUAGCAAGGUGCAGACCGCCAUUUGCGGRCGCGAUCACAUCGCGGAGAGAAACCUGCAGACGACGGAGUUUUCCGUCAAAAUCCUUGCCGUUUAUAUAUUCCACCACCACAGUAUAUGGUACCUACAGGGAAACAUUCAUAUUAUCAAGUCCCAGGGAGAAAAAUAUAAAUCAUAUUGAAAAAACAUUCGUUAAGCAGAAUUAAAUACAUUUGGUUCUCAAAAAUAUUUCGUUAAACAGAAAAUUAUGUUAAAUGAAAGGUUGUUAUAUACAAUUUGUUUACGAUAUGAGUCAUCACUUAAUAUUUCAGCUAGAUGACUUUUGAUUGAAAUAGGGUUUUCGUGAUAUGCCUAAGUACACAUUUUCAGGCAAAUUUCAAAUUUGUGACUCUGUACUCCUACGCGAAUGGCUACUUCGAUUUUUUUUUCUACGGAUUCAGGGGAUUUUUUUUUAACAAUUUUGGUGUACGAAGUGUUUUUAUAAUUAUAAAAUUUUCUAUACAUAUUGUUACAAUAUAUGAUCAAUUUUAAUAUUUAUGAAUGAUCUCCUAUAUGGUUAAUGUACAAUGUGGAUUAGUUGAUGGAACACCGUUAGGUCMUUAUUUCUAUUGUGGAAUAGCUACUGUUGAAGAUAUUUAUAUUUUUAUUGAAAUCAAUUACCAUUAAUGUUUGACGAUGUUUCAUUAGCAAAGUGGGAAAAUGUUUAUUUUCAACAAAAUAGGUCUU